AUGAUCCAGACCACGCAGUCCUUCGAAGCUCGUGGUCCAGAAAACCGCGUGAUUGAUGUCGUGUUGCGCGAUGCAUUGGAGAAGCUUCGGAACACGGCCCCGAAAAAACUCAAGGAGCUGCGGGAUGUUGUGGAAGCCGACUUGAAAACGUUGGAGAAUCUGCCCGCCUCGGGGGCGAAUGUUUCCGCGAAUGACUUCUUUCAGUCGUUCAAGCUCGGCUGUGAAGCUGCAGGUCUGCCGAAGUUGGUGGUCAUUGCUUUGGAGGCCAUCCAAAAGCAAAUCACCUACGGCUUCCUCACUGGCAGAGGUCCAGACCCAUUCAAGCCAGAGAACGGGCGGCGUCUCAUCGAUGCUGUGGUGGAUUCCGUCUGCAACUGUGCAGAGUCUGCUGAUGACACAGUGCAGAUGCACAUGAUCAGCACGCUGCUUGCUGCUGUAACCUCGCAGGUCUGCGAGGUCCACGGCCAGAGUCUGAUGUUGGCAGUGGAUACGUGCAUGAAGCUGUACCGGGACUCGAAAAGCCAGUCCAACCAGCGCAUGGCACAAACUGCCUUGACUCAGAUGCUUUCAGUCAUCACCCAGCGCUUGGAGCUGAGCUCUGCCGACAUGUCGAGCCGAGCGGAGGAGGUCCUGGGCUCGCGGUCUGGCGGCGCUUCCGGCGCUGCGAGCUCGGAGCAGCUGGCGGCGGUGGUAGCUGCGGCCCCACCGGCCUUCGCCAAUGCCAAUGCAGACCUGGCACAGAUGCCCAAAGGGCAGCUGCUGAACGAGUGGAUGUCAUCUUACCUGUCUGCAAAGAUUGACACCUUGGCAUGGAACCAUGAAAAAGAGAACGGCCAGAAGGGUGAGGACCCCCCUCCUGGCAAGUUCGGAUGGUGUGUUGUUUGCAGAAAUACUGCCAACCACUAUUGCGUCGACACGAGGGACUCGGUUUGCGGGCAUGCGUGCAAAUACCGCAACCUGGAGCGUCUGUCGCUGGUGGAGAAAUAUUAUGGUGCAAAGCGAGAGGAGGCCUCCUCUCCAGCAGCGUCUCCAUCGGUGUCCAGCAACGCUCCCGCUGUACCUUCGCAGUCCUCCAGGGACACCUUCGCGAACAGGGACGAAGCGUCUUCUGCAAUCGCAGAUGUUUCCAGUGCCAAGUCCAUGAAUGUUUACCAUCAGGACUCUGUCAUCAUUCUGACGUACCUGAUCAACAGCAGUGCCAAGGAGUCGGUGCAGAGCCAGGCCGACUCCAGAGCUAUCAGGAACAAGCGUAUUGCCCUGGAGCUCAUCUUGGGUGUCCUCUCAAAUGCAGGACCCGUUUUCAGGUCAUCCAAGCAUUUCGUUGACAUCCUCAAGAAGCUCGUAGGCGACUCCUUGAUCAAGAACAGUGUUUCACCGAUCCCCAAGAUCUUUGGGCUCUCUUUGCAAAUUUUCGUGUCACUGAUAACGAAUUUCAAGGAGCAUUUGAGGGACGAAAUCGGUGUGUUCAUCGAGCAGAUUUUCCUGAAGAUCCUCGAAAGCGGGAACUCUGACUUCCUUCACAAGAGCAGGGUGCUGCAAAUCUUCUACAAACUCUGUACAGAUGCGACCACGCCGCUCGAACUGUUCCUGAACUACGACUGCGAUGUAGACGAGAAGAACAUCUUUGAGCGGACAAUCGAUUGUUUGUCCAAGAUCGCUCAGGGGAAGUACACUGCUGUUGAACAUGCCAACCUCAUCCAGCCACAUCAGGAGCAGGAGCUGAAACAGUUGGCCUUGCAAUCUCUGGUCACCCUCAUGGGUUCCAUCGUCGACUGGGCUCGAAGAAUGGCCGAGGAUCAGAAGAUUCCCAUCCUUGGCCAGGGCAGCGAGGAUGCCAAGGCGAAAGAUGGACCCGAGAGCGACGGGGAGGACGAUGCGAGUGAUGUCGUUCCUUCUCUGACAACAAGUGCAUCUCAGUAUUCUCAGUCUUCUGGUGCCCAAACGAGCAGCUUCAAAGAGCAAAAGCAGAGAAAGCUCGACCUGCAAAUAGGCAUCAACAAGUUUAACAUGAAGCCAAAGCGUGGCAUCGAGUACUUGAAGAAGAAUGGCUUUUUGACCGAUGACCCGGCUUCACUGGCUGCGCUCUUCAAGAACACAGAGCUUGGCCUGGACAAGACGGCCAUCGGUGACUAUUUGGGCGAGGACAAGCCAUUCAACAAAAGCGCGCUCUUUGCGCUUGUAGACGGCUUGGACUUCAAGGCUCAGUCCCUGGACGGAUCAUUGAGACACUUCCUCUCGUACUUCCGACUCCCGGGAGAGGCCCAGAAAAUCGAUCGGAUGAUGGAGAAGUUCGCAGAGAAGUAUUGCAGCGACAACCCUGAGCGGUUUGCCAAUGCGGACUGUGCGUUCGUGCUGUCGUUCUCGUUGAUCAUGCUGCAGACCGACCUCCACAAUCCAGGCAUCAAGAACAAGAUGACCAAGGAUGAGUUUGUGAAGAACAACCGAGGCAUCAACGACCAUCAGGACCUCCCACGAGAAUAUCUUGAGGGACUCUAUGAUGGCGUUCUUCACAACCCGAUUUCAUUGCAAGAGGACCAAGAGGCCAGAAAUCGACAAGAGUCACAGGCAGCUAGAGACUCGAACCAGAAGUACGAGCUUUUCGUCAAAGAGACGGAAAGCAUGGUACAAAAGACGAAGGCAGCGAUGCAGAUGCGAAGGAAGAGCUCCGCCUACGUGGUCGCUCAAAGCGUUGAGCACGUGAAGCCCCUCUUCGAGGUGGCCUGCUGGCCAUACCUGGCGACGCUGGCGGUGCUGCUGGAGAUGGAGGUGCACUCGCUUGUACGGCAUUUGUUCGGCAAGCAAGCAUUCGUUCACCGUCCCUUCGCCUCCAUGAACGCGUUUUGGACCUGGCUUCUGGUGACGGGCGCCGGCUCUUCGGAAGUCUCUGUUAAUUUCUCUGAAGUGAUCCGGACUUCGCGUACUUUGACCACACUCCAGGUGGUCUCUAACCCCAUCUUGGACCGCACUUUCGUUGCGCCUAACGGCACGAGCUUCGCGAAUCCGAUUCACGAUGCUGCCUGGGCCUCCUUGAAGGCUUUGCAGGCCGACUUGGUGCGCUUCGUACCUUGGUUUCCUUAUCCCAAGAAGAGUGUGGCAGAGCUGGAUGCCCCCACUCAGAGCAAAACAUCCUGGGACUUCACGAACAUCAUGCCGCAGCUGGAGGACUUUAUGGAUGCGGUCUAUGGGCAGAAUCAUACUGUGGUUCUCAAUUUUGCAACGCAGCCCUGCUGGCUUUUCGGGGAUGCCAAGAAUCAAACGCAGAAUUGUUCGUACCCAUCAAACCCGGACGAGUCCUUCUUCGGGUAUGUGCGUGGCGACAGACGGAAUCUCCUGGAUCCGAGUGGCAAGACCAUGGCUGCAUACUUCGGACGACUUUUAUCAUAUCUUGUGAAAGGUGAGUUCGUAGACGAGAAUGGGAUCACGCACACGGGAGGGCCUGGCUACACUCGCUUCAACCGCCAAAACGGCCAUGUCUGGGAGUUGUUCAACGAGGGUGAGCAUGGUUACACCGCCUCUGAAUAUAUUCAUGACUAUGACGUGAUCGUGCCUGAGAUGAUCAAAGCCGUCGGUGGCUUGAACCAUGCCCCGGCCUUCAUGGGGAUCGGUGGAGUCUCCAAUCCCACGGAUUGGAUCCCGCCUUUCUUGAACCGUAGCAACCACAGCUCACCUGUACCUCCGAUUGACUACAUCUCAGUGCACCACUAUGCAGGAUGCGCUAAUCGUACAGAUCCUUCUACCUAUUCCUCAGGCUUCUUUGGUGAUUUCGCAGCAUGGAUGAAGACUUUCAAAGAGACCGUCUUGGCAAUGCGUGAUUCGUCGUCGUUCCCUGCUGUCAAGAUUGAUUUGGACGAGCUCGGAGUCAUCAUGCCGGGCGACAACGAUCCAUCCCGGGGCCUCGAUGCGGACCUUCCUGACAUCUACUGGAACGCCGCGGGGGCCGCCUACGCCUACGUCUUUGCAACCCUGGCUCCCCUGGGUGUGGAAGUGCUGGGUCAAUCACAGCUGGCAGGAAGCCCGAAGAUCCCGGAGUGGGGGAUUCCCCUCCCGCAGUAUCCCAGUGUCAGCUUGUUAGACUGGCGAACAGGUUUGGGCAAUGCUCGAUACUGGGUUCUGAAGCUCCUGAUCGAAGAGUUUGCACCCGGAGAUCUGCUGGUGUCGACGCAUUGCCAGUCCUCUGACGAUGCUCCGGGGCCGUUGAGUUGCAUGGGAGCCGUUGCGAAGGAUGGAUCCCACAAGCUUCUGAUCGUGAACCACUUGAAUGCUCUUCAGACGGUGAGGCUGAGCGGCUUCACAGCCGGCAGUCUGGCAUUGAGAGUUGUUGAUCCCAAGUCUGUACAGAGGGCAAGUUCCGACGGCAUCCGUAAUUCUACCACGGAUGCCAGUCAGCCAUUUAAUUUAGAUGCCUUCGCGGUGGUGGUUGCAUCUCGUGGCCCCUCUGUAUCGGCAGUCUUUGUGUAG
Symbiodinium sp. CCMP2592 is the source of this 4458-nucleotide messenger RNA. NCBI's taxonomy places the organism in Eukaryota, Dinophyceae, Suessiales, Symbiodiniaceae. The record is from the annotation of a GenBank genome assembly.